Messenger RNA from Dichomitus squalens LYAD-421 SS1, 1407 nucleotides. Its product is annotated as WD40 repeat-like protein. The record is from RefSeq and is a predicted model, not a curated record. Gene Ontology annotation, molecular function: protein-macromolecule adaptor activity; protein binding. NCBI's taxonomy places the organism in Eukaryota, Fungi, Basidiomycota, Agaricomycetes, Polyporales, Polyporaceae. Gene Ontology annotation, cellular component: nucleus. Gene Ontology annotation, biological process: proteasome-mediated ubiquitin-dependent protein catabolic process. Bases 1 to 1407 code for a protein of 468 amino acids. The transcript has 4 exons.
AUGAAAAGUGUAGUGUCCACUACGUCCAUCCUACGGUCCUUCGUCUCCUCUCACAAGGCGGAUUUCUUCAAAUGCCAUUCUAUCGACGAGUCGACGUUCGUUACCAUUCCGUACGCAUGUGCCUACUCGCACUCUGCCAAGCGCGGUGGUACUCCCCAUCUCGCAGUGGCGACGGAGCAAGGCACAGUGCACGUCAUGGACACGUCCAAGCGGCGAGACUGGGAUCCUGAACCACCACGAGUGACAUUCCAACCCCACGCCAACGGCAUCUUCGAUGUAAAGUGGUCACCAUCUGAUAACCUCCUUGCCACUGCGUCCGGAGACAAGAGCGUCCGCGUCAGUUCCCUCUCGUCUUCAGGCCGCAGUGACGACCGGACGUUGCACAUCCUCCGCGGCCACGAGAGCACCGUCAAAUGCCUUGCAUGGGACCCCACGUCGGAUGGCAAUAUUUUAUGUGCUGGGGGUCGAGAUGGCAGCAUUUGCUUGUGGGAUCUCCGGGUUGGAGAGGGUAGCAGGGAAGAUCUCGACGAAGUCUGGACAGCCAGCGAGCGCGCCCCAGUCUUGACCAUCCCAAGAGCGCACGAGGACACAAGCAAUCCAAAGCCGAAGGGGAGAAGUAGGAAGAUCACGGCGGCCGUGCCGCACAAGGGCAUCACGUCUCUCGUCUUCAGCGACGCUCAUCCAUACGGGAUUGUCAGCAGUAGCGCUUUUGACGGCAUUCUGCACCUCUGGGACGGACGCCAACCCACCAAGACCAGAAAGUCCCGUUCGACCAAGACCAAAGCCCGCCCCACGCCCCUCUACACGUCCUCCUGCGACCCGACGACGUACGGCGGGGCGCGCCGCGCCCGCGGCAUUACCACCCUCGCCUCCGGAGCCGGGCCCACCGCCCCCUACCUCUACGCGCUCAGUAUCGACUCGCGCAUCCACACCUACUCCGCCGUCGACCUCGAGCCGCUCUCCGGCCACACCUCCAGCUCAAGUGAGCCGGAGCGCGCCCUGGGGCUGGACGCGCACGGACACCAGCACGACCCGUACGCGCACACGCACGCGGGUAUGCAGACGAACUCGUUCUACGUUAAGCUCGCCGCGUCCCCGUGCGGGCGGUGGCUCGCGAGCGGGAACGCGGCGGACGGGCGUGCAUACCUGUUCGACGUCGCGAGCAGGUCGUCGGCAGCAAGGGCGCGGGGAGUCGGCGCCGGCUGGGACGAGUGGGACGGGGCCGUCGAGCUGAGAGGUCAGACGAUCGGCGAGGUCGGGGCGAUGGACUGGGCGGAGGGCAUGCUGGCGAUGUGCGGGGACGACGGGACGGUGAGAGUGUGGAGGCCGGAUGCUGAGGUGUCGCGGCGAUGCGCUGAGGCUCCUGAGGAGAUGAAGUGGGAGUGGUCUUGGGCUGCGGACGCUUGA